CUGUCGCAGGUACUCCAUGCAGGAGAUGUACGACGUGGUGGCCAACGUGGAGGACUACAAGAACUUUGUGCCCUGGUGCAAGAAGUCCGUGGUGGUGUCGCGGCGCUCGGGCCACAUCAAGGCGCAGCUGGAGGUGGGGUUCCCGCCCGUGCUGGAGCGUUACACGUCCAUCGUCACCCUGGUGCGGCCACACCUCGUCAAGGCCGUCUGCACCGACGGGCGCCUCUUCAACCACCUGGAGACCAACUGGCGCUUCAGCCCCGGCAUCCCCGGCUACCCCCGCACCAGCACCGUGGAUUUCUCGAUCUCCUUUGAGUUCCGCUCCCUGCUGCACUCCCAGCUGGCCACCGUGUUCUUCGACGAGGUGGUCAAGCAGAUGGUGGCCGCCUUCGAGCGCCGCGCGGCCAAGAACUUCGGGCCCGAGACCCGCAUCCCCCGGGAGCUCAUGUUCCACGAGGUCCACCAGACGUGAGGGCGGCCGGGCCGGGCACCCCCGGACUGUGCCGAGCCCACCCCCCAAAAUAUUUAUUCGAGUGCGUCUCCGCUGCUGUUGCCUCAACGCCCCCCGGGGCUGCCCCGUGAGCCCCCCUGGAGCCGCGUCCCGGCGCUGGACUCCCUGGUUUUGUAGCUGAUUUGGGGUUUUAAGUUUUGUUUUAGCUCUUGUUUUUU
Cyanistes caeruleus (blue tit) is the source of this 669-nucleotide messenger RNA. Lineage: Eukaryota; Metazoa; Chordata; Aves; Passeriformes; Paridae. The record is from RefSeq and is a predicted model, not a curated record.